This is a messenger RNA of Pyrus x bretschneideri (Chinese white pear), 568 nucleotides long. Its product is annotated as metallothionein-like protein type 2. The transcript is spliced from 3 exons. The record is from RefSeq and is a predicted model, not a curated record. NCBI's taxonomy places the organism in Eukaryota, Viridiplantae, Streptophyta, Magnoliopsida, Rosales, Rosaceae. Bases 109 to 333 code for a protein of 74 amino acids. Gene Ontology annotation, molecular function: metal ion binding.
AUAGCAGUUGAGACCCUCACAAGAAAACUCAUCCCAGGCUUUGAGUUAAUUCAAUUCCCAGCACUACAACAAUCUUCUCCGUUGUCCUUAUACCAACUUUUGAAGAAAAUGUCUAGCAAUUGUAGCUGUGGAAGUGACUGCAAGUGCGGCAGUGGCUGCAAAUGUGGGAUGCACGCUGACUUGGGUUACUCAGAGACCACUUCCACUACCAUCAUUGCUGGGGUUGCACCAGUGAAGACGUUCUCUGAGGGGUCUGAGAUGAAUUAUGGAGCAGAGAAUGACUGCAAGUGUGGCUCGAACUGCAGCUGCAGCUCAUGCAGCUGCAACAAAUGAUCAAAGCAAGCCGAGGUCAAAAGUCAAGAAGAGCUGUCCUGCAUGGGGUCUAUAUAAAUAAGAAAAGGACUGUGAAAGUUGAAUUGUUCAGUUGGGUUUUAAAACUUAAUGUAAAAUAAGAUUGCCAUUUUACCUGCAAAUCCAUGAUCUCCUACACUAGUUGGGCUUGGGAUUUGCUUCGUGCAUGGCUACCGUUGUAUGUUACUCUUAAUUAAAAGUGUUUGUUCUGGUGUUU